Molecule: messenger RNA, 669 nt
Organism: Helianthus annuus (common sunflower)
Lineage: Eukaryota; Viridiplantae; Streptophyta; Magnoliopsida; Asterales; Asteraceae
Product: EPIDERMAL PATTERNING FACTOR-like protein 2
Exons: 3
Coding region: 226-564 (112 amino acids)
Biological process (GO): guard cell differentiation; stomatal complex development
Source: RefSeq, a predicted model, not a curated record
UAGGAUUUCAUAAUAAUAAUAAUAAUAAUUGACCCGUCUGUCUGAGCUCUGAUCUGCUGCUCUCCUGCAAUUUCUCAACACGGUUUUCAUCUCACACAUUCAUUCAUUCAUUCAUAAACCCACUCAACACCACACCACACCCUUUUCAAGACCAGACUUCACUCAUUAAAACCCUUCAGUUAACACAGAGCAUCCCCCCUCCAUUACUCUACUCUCUAUCCACAAAUGGGUUGUGGUCACACCCUCCAUUUAUUAACAACAACCAUUUCCCUUCUCUUUCUCCUCCUUUUUGCUCAAGGUAGAAUGCUGGCCACUCAAUCUCAGGUGGAGGAGGAGAAGACAAUACUGAGGGGACAAAUAGGAUCAAGGCCACCAAGAUGUGAAAGAAGAUGUGGGUCUUGUGGGCAUUGUGAAGCCAUUCAAGUGCCUACAACCCCACAAACCAAGACUGCAAUAAACGGAGUGAAGAACCCAACACUAGAAUAUGCAAGAGGUGAUUACAGCUCAAACUACAAGCCCAUGAGUUGGAAGUGCAAGUGUGGGAGCUUUAUUUUCAACCCAUGAGUUAUGAAUUUAUUUAAAUAAAUAAAUAAAUAAUUAGUAAGUGUACAUAUAUAAGAAAUAUUCCCCGUGCUUCUUUAAUUUCUUUUUCUCUUUUUUGUUUUUGUU